Penicillium maclennaniae is the source of this 771-nucleotide messenger RNA. It is a transcript of the gene med7, whose product is annotated as mediator complex subunit MED7. Gene Ontology annotation, biological process: regulation of transcription by RNA polymerase II. Bases 1 to 771 code for a protein of 256 amino acids. Gene Ontology annotation, molecular function: transcription coregulator activity. Gene Ontology annotation, cellular component: core mediator complex; mediator complex. Lineage: Eukaryota; Fungi; Ascomycota; Eurotiomycetes; Eurotiales; Aspergillaceae. The transcript has 2 exons. The record is from RefSeq and is a predicted model, not a curated record.
AUGGCGGACGCAAACCAACAGCCACCAGUCCCCACGGCCUUUGCGCCUCCGCCGCCUUUGUGGAAAUACUUUACGCGCGAGAACCUUGACGAGCUAGAGAAGAUCAAGAAAGAGGCGUCCAAGAGCGAGGAUGGACGCAUCAAUCGUCAUAAGCAGUGGUCGCCUUCUGAAUUGCGCGCCCUCGAUCUGCCCCCAAAGCUGCGCUUCCUGGUGCCACCCGAGAUUCCCACCGGGCAAUACUCUGUCUUUGGCGAGCUACAAAGCCUAUCGACGAAGUUACCAUCUUUGCAAGAGCAGGGUAUCGAACAACUAUACCCUGAGCCAGAGACCGAUACCUCAAGCGACCCUUCCCAACCCUCCACACUUAACCACGCCUAUUACCUACUGAAGAUCAGCAAAUCCCUUCUUCUCAACUUCCUGGAAUUUGUUGGCAUACUGUCAGUGUCUCCUGAGCAAUUCGAGUCCAAAGUAGAAGACAUACGCAAUCUGUUCAUCAACGCCCACCACCUCUUGAAUCUCUAUCGACCCCACCAAGCCCGUGAAUCGCUCAUCAUGAUGAUGGAAGAACAAUUGUACCGCACCAAGGACGAGAUCAAGCAGAUGGAUAAAGUCAAGGCGGAUAUCGAGAGUGUCUUGGAUCAGCUGGAGGCCGAGGGUCGCCAAGUGGGCUCGGUUGAGCAGCCAGAUAACGCCAGCGACUCAACGCAGGCUACUCGACGCGCUCUUGAAGACGCCCGUCUGAUCUGGGACCUUUUGGACCAAGAAAAGUGA